This is a messenger RNA of Folsomia candida, 1720 nucleotides long. RefSeq lists its product as uncharacterized. The record is from RefSeq and is a predicted model, not a curated record. The coding region runs from base 176 to 1528 and encodes 450 amino acids. The transcript is spliced from 2 exons. NCBI's taxonomy places the organism in Eukaryota, Metazoa, Arthropoda, Collembola, Entomobryomorpha, Isotomidae.
UACGUUUGUCCGUAUGAAGAAUUUGUUUUUAUAUAGAAAAGGUUUUUAACUACAGAACAAACAUGGUGGAAUCAAGUAUUCUGCAAAAGCUGACAUUUUUUCCUUUGGGGUCAUCCUCUUUAAAAUUCUGGUUCGCUGUAAAUUCGACUCUGAACUGGAGCAAGAAUUUUCCUCCAUGAUGCAUGAAGGUGUUAAGGAAGUUAAUGAUUUAGAAACCUGGAAACAAAAGUGGAAGCUGGCAAGUAAAGACUCUGACCUAAUCAGUUCCAUGAUUUCACAAAAUCCCGAGAGAAGACCUGCUUGUGCUGAAAUAAUUUCAAAACUACAGGAAAUUCCUGACAUAACAAAUGGCAUCGUUCCCUUCGACACUAAACCGGAACAUUUCGUUUACGAAGGGCCUGAGCUCGAUUUGAAUUGUUUUACUAUCAGUAAAUGUGAAAUUUUAACUUUACUCACGCUUAAUAACGUCUCCGUACAAAUAUCCGAGUUAAUGAAAUGUCUCGAGAAUUGUGUAAAUCUAAAAUAUUUGGAUCUUUCAAUAUCGCAAAGGGAAAGUGGGACGGAGAAGGAUUUGGGGAAGGAUCUUCCUUACAGACCAGUCAAUCUUAAGCAUCUCACAAAUUUCAAGCUGCAUCAUCUCAACAAAUUAUGCAAUUCCGAUUCACUAACAAAUAUUACGGAAAUUAGUACAGAUAUUUUACGAAAUUUACUAUUUUUUGAGAGUAAUAUUUUCUCUCAAAUUAUAUCUAACAAAAUGACAAUUUCUUUAAAGUUAAGGGGAGCAAAUUUAUGCCAGAUUGACAUAAUUGAGGGCAAAUUUGUCACAUAUUGUGAGUCUGCCUUUGAUCUAUUUGACGAUUUACUUUCUGUCCAAAAUUUUGAAAUAAUUCGUACCAUGACGCCUUGUAAAGACUUGGAAAGACAGGGAGCAACAUGUAGAGAUGUCGAACUUUAUAAAAUGAAUCAGAAAUCAGUAUAUUUUGAAGAAGGAAAAUUAUUUAGCAGUUUCAAAUUGCUUGUACGACUUUUUUUAAAUGGAUGUCCCAAGACUUUACAAACUCUGAAUUUUAGUUACUUAUCCAAUUCCUUAAAUAUUCUCGUUCUAAAAGGAUUUCAAAUUAAAUUUCCAGAAAAACAACAACCCAAAAAACUAGUACUUUCAAUUCUAACUUUGGACGAAUGUCUAAUUUCAAGAGAUUUUGUGGACAAAUAUGAUCAAAUUCUAGAAGUGGAGGUGUUAACUAUCAUCUCCUGUCAAUCUGGAGGAGAACAUUGCCGCAAUUUUGACCUGGUGUGUUCCGUGCUUAAAACAACUUGGGAUGUGAUUCGAUUGAAACCAUUUUAUUGGAAUUGUACGAAUAGGGAAUUUGGUAAAAGUUUGAUAGAAGAGUAUUUUAAAGAUGUCCCCAGAGGUUGUGAGAUGAUUGAAAUUAUUGGAAACAAUAAUGUAAUUUCAGUGGUGAAUAAGGAAUUUGAGUACGAAAAUGAAUUCGCUGAAUGUACAGCAAUGGUGGAUGAAAACUUUUAAAAAUACAUAAUUAUGUAAAUUAUCGCCUAUGAUUCUUCUCUUCAACAAGUUUGGUGAAGAGUAUUUUAUUUACUAAUACAUACAUGGGUACAUAAAUGUAUGUGUAUAAAUAAUUUAGAUGUAUGUACACCCUUUUAUAUUUACAGUUACAUUAAUUUGGGAGAAAUAAUUUUAAUUUUCAAUAAACUAGAA